AUGGAGCAGCAUGCAGGAGGGGCGGUCGCAACAAUUACUGCACGUUGGGCGGACCUGACGAUCGAACAGGAGGAGGCAGCGCCGUUUGCUCCAGUACUGGAUGAAUCUGAAGUAGCGGCUCAGCAGACUGCUGAGCGGUGGAUGUUGUUGGGGAAGUUUUUAACAAACAAGCUAGUGAAGAUGGAGUACAUGAGGCAGGUGAUGGCGGCAGCGUGGCAGCCGGUUGCGGGUAUGGAGGUUUCGGAAAUCAAACCCCGUUUGUUCUUGUUUACUUUCAACCAUGUCACUGAUUUACAACGUGUUCUCAAUGAUGGACCAUGGGCGUUUGAGAAUGCAACAUUCGUGUGUGAUCAACUUGUGGAAGGGGGUUUUCCGGAUGAUGUAAGAUUGGAUACGGUUCAGAUGUGGAUACAGGUUCAUGGUUUGCCGAUGGGGUAUACAACUGACAAAGUAUUAGAACAAAUUGGAAACUAUCUUGGAACUUAUAUAAGAGGUGAUGAUAGGUUCACGGGUGCACCAUGGAAAGUCUUCUACCGGAUUCGUGUUGCUAUUCGGGUGGACAAGCCGUUGAAGCGAAGGUUGAAUUUUGUGAAGAGGGAUAAGUCUGCGUGUUGGGUAUCCUUCAAGUAUGAGCGGCUGCACAAUUUUUGCUUCUAUUGUGGUAAGCUUGGCCAUUUGUAUAAAUUUUGUCGAAUAGCUAGGGAUUCGGCUUUACCGGUCGAACAAUAUCCAUACUCGGCAGAACUACGGGCAGGUGGUAGAAGGGGACCGAGAGCGGUUGGCGAAUAUUAG
Molecule: messenger RNA, 792 nt
Organism: Ipomoea nil (Japanese morning glory)
Lineage: Eukaryota; Viridiplantae; Streptophyta; Magnoliopsida; Solanales; Convolvulaceae
Exons: 1
Coding region: 1-792 (263 amino acids)
Molecular function (GO): zinc ion binding; nucleic acid binding
Source: RefSeq, a predicted model, not a curated record